AUGCCCCCCAAGAAGGCCGUCGUUCAAGAAAAGGUCCUACUGGGCCGUCCAGGAAACAACCUGAAGAGUGGUAUCGUUGGUCUCGCCAACGUCGGCAAGUCCACGCUCUUCCAGGCCAUUACCAAGUCGUCCCUUGGUAACCCUGCCAACUUCCCCUAUGCUACCAUUGACCCCGAAGAGGCGCGUGUCAUUGUCCCCGAUGACCGCUUCGACUGGCUUUGCGAGCACUACAAGCCCAAGUCUCAGGUUCCCGCCAACUUGACCGUCUAUGAUAUCGCCGGUCUGACCCGUGGUGCCUCCACCGGUGCCGGUCUCGGUAACGCUUUCUUGUCGCACAUCCGUGCCGUCGAUGCUAUCUUCCAGGUCGUUCGUUGCUUCGAUGAUGCUGAGAUUAUCCACGUCGAGGGUGACGUCGACCCCAUCCGUGAUCUGACCAUCAUCAGCGAGGAGCUGCGUAUCAAGGAUAUCGAGUUCGUCGAGAAGGCUCUCGAGAACCUUCAGAAGCAGACCAAGCGUGGUGGUCAGACUCUGGAGAUGAAGAAGCUGCGUGAGGAAGAGGCCACUGUUGCCAAGGUGCUCGAGUGGCUCAAGGACGGCAAGGACGUCCGCAAGAACGAAUGGGCUCCCAAGGAGGUUGAAACCAUCAACCCCCUGAUGUUGCUCACUGCCAAGCCGGUUGUCUACCUGGUCAACCUGAGUGAGAAGGACUACAUCCGCCAGAAGAACAAGUACCUGCCCAAGGUGUUCGAGUGGAUCAAGACCAACUCUCCGGGUGACUCGCUGAUCCCCAUCUCCGUCUCGUUCGAGGAGCGCCUGACCCGCUUCGAGAGCGACGAGGCUGCCCUGGAGGAGUGCAAGAGCCUGAACACCAAGUCGGCCCUGCCCAAGGUGAUCACCACCAUGCGUCAGGUGCUGAACCUGGCCAGUUUCUUCACCACCGGUACCGACGAGGUGCGCCAGUGGACCAUCCGUAAGGGCAUUAAGGCUCCGGCUGCUGCUGGUGUUAUCCACACCGACUUUGAGAAGACCUUUAUCCAGGCCGUUGUGUACAACUACGCGACUCUGCGUGAGUACGGAGACGAAGCUGCCGUCAAGGCCGCUGGUAAGGUGAUGACAAAGGGUAAGGAUUACGUUGUGGAGGAUGGUGAUAUUCUGUUGAUCAAGGCCGGUGCUGCCCGUGGUUAA
Messenger RNA from Aspergillus niger, 1185 nucleotides. RefSeq lists its product as uncharacterized. Gene Ontology annotation, molecular function: ATP hydrolysis activity; ATP binding; GTP binding. NCBI's taxonomy places the organism in Eukaryota, Fungi, Ascomycota, Eurotiomycetes, Eurotiales, Aspergillaceae. Gene Ontology annotation, cellular component: cytoplasm. The coding region runs from base 1 to 1185 and encodes 394 amino acids. The record is from RefSeq and is a predicted model, not a curated record. The transcript is spliced from 3 exons.